AGCGGUCACAAAUGGAGCACAAACUAAGCUUAAGGAAACUGCUAGAGGGUUCAGAGUAUGAAGAACAACUAAACUACGACUUCAAUAUGAAAGGGGAAUUGAGGCAUCUGGACACCAAUGAGUCCUUUGUUUUCAAUUACUACAAGAAUGCACACGAGAGGAAUCAUAAACGCUAUCAAGUAUUGGGACAUGCACUUACCCAGUAUGUUUAUGAGCUCCUGGAAAGAGCAUGCAUGCUGCAAAAAGUUUAUAUUCCUACUAAUGCUACAGAAGAUGAACCGAGAAGUUUCUUUUUCAUGAGUGAGAAAGCACUAACAAGCACCUCUAGCCUAACUGUCCUUCUUCAGGACUGUGGAGUCUUUCGUGCUGGACAGUGGGGGCAAAAGACCAUUAUCAAUGAGGGCCUGGAGCAUGGUACACAGAUACCCUUCAUCAAAACUGCCCUUCAAAGCCAGUUCGAAGUGAUUGUACUCAAUCCCAAUGAUAACUUCUUGCAUCUUAAGACAGAAGAGGAGAGGUUAAGUGUUUUCAAGAGGCAAGAAUCAUCAUCUUCCAUGGAGUCCCUCAGGUCAAUCCUCAAGCGGUGCAGCAGCAGCCCUGAGGAGCAUACCAUGUACGUGUGGGAUCACUUUAUUUCAAAGAGUGCAGCCAAGAAGGUGGCCUUCAUUGCCCAUGGCUACGGCGGCUUGGUGUUCAUUGAUCUGCUCGUGCAGAGAAAAUGGGAGGUGAUGAGUAAAGUGUUCGCUGCGGCGUUCAUCGACUCCAUGCACAAUACUCAGCACCAGGCUGGAAGCGAUCCACAAAUACAAGAAUGGAUGCAAAAGCAUUGCCAGGAAUGGGUAUCAAGCAAUAAGCCCCUUGAUAAACCUGUGGGGUCCCUUAUGAAAGUGAACUGUCCUACUGUCUCUGCUGGAACUGAAAAGUAUGGCUUGGCACCUUCCUGCUGCUUACAUGCCAUCUUUAAGUACCUGAAGAGUGCUCUGAAAACCAAGACUGGAGCAGCACCCUUUACACGUUCACCUAUCGCAACCCGAAGCAGCACGAGUAAGAAGAAAAGUAAUAAAUAAAAGCAUACUGGUGUGUUUUU
Tinamus guttatus (white-throated tinamou) is the source of this 1087-nucleotide messenger RNA. RefSeq names its product putative protein ARB2BP. NCBI's taxonomy places the organism in Eukaryota, Metazoa, Chordata, Aves, Tinamiformes, Tinamidae. Gene Ontology annotation, biological process: regulatory ncRNA-mediated heterochromatin formation. Gene Ontology annotation, cellular component: nucleus. The record is from RefSeq and is a predicted model, not a curated record. Gene Ontology annotation, molecular function: siRNA binding.